GACAUUCAACAGAGAUAUGGAUGUUAGUGAGCAUACAAACAGUGAUGAAAUUGUUCAAAGUAGAAACCAAUAUGUCGUACAGUUUAUGUCCAUACUAACUGGUUACGUCUUAGUAAUUGAUGGAGGUGCACAUGCCGCAUGGACGUCGCCCGCUUUACCUCAUUUGACAAGUGAAAAAGCCAAAUUUUCUGUUACGAGCGACCAAGGUGCUUGGAUAGCCUCCCUUUUUUCACCUCCUGCAAUCAUUGGAUACGUGACAAAUUGUCUUUUAGUGGAUCGAAUAGGACGCAGAUUCACAAUACUCGUAUUUGCUGCAUCUCAUCUGACAUCAUGGAUUUUAAUCAAUUUUGCCGAAAAUUACAGCUUCCUUAUAAUAGCAAGACUUGUCGCUGGUUUCAGUUGUGGAGGAAUAUCCAGUUUUCUUCCUGCCUAUAUUGGUGAAGUUGCAGGGAAAAAAAUUAGAGGCAGGUUUCUCGCUUUUGACAGAAUUUGCGUCAGUGUUGGUGCUUUUCUUAUCACAAUCCUUGGAGCUUUUUUUUCAUACAAAACAAUGAACUUAGUUAUGAUUUCCCUGCCAAUUAUUUCAAUUUGUUUAUCUCCCUUUAUGGUGGAAACUCCGUACUAUUAUUUAAUGAAAGGCCAAGAUAAGAAAGCAGUUAAAACACUAAUGAAAUUAUCUGGAUUGACAAAAUCUGAAAUAAUCAUGGUGGACAUUGAAAGAAUGAAAACAGCUAUAGAAAGCCAAAAUCCUGAAAUUAGCAGCAUGCCAGAAUUAUUCAAAGAUCGAGCUAGUCAAAAGGCAUUAUUUAUUAUGCUUCUCGCGUUUAUGACAUAUGCUUUUUCAGGCACCAUAGCUAUUCAAGCAUAUGCUCAAGUAAUUUUUAAACAAAGUGGUUCUUCUUUGGCGCCAGAAUAUGCUGCGAUGAUAAUCACAGGUGUCCAAAUAUUUGCAGGAUUGCCUUCGACACAAUUGAUUGAUUAUUGGGGGCGCAGACCAGUUUAUGUAUUUUCAGGUAUAACUUCGGCUAUUGCAUUAGGUACCGUGGCCUUAUAUUUCUUCUUAAAAGACUUUCUAGGAACAAAUCUUACGUCUGUAAGUUGGCUACCUUUGUUUGGUUUGAUUUUAUAUCAAUUUAUGUGUAACUGUGGAAUUUCGACAAUACCCACUGUGUUUUUAGGAGAGAUUUUUUCUGUUAAGGUGAAAGGAAAGGCAGUAAUGAUUACAUCAGCUGCUGCAUCAAUAUUCUUAUUCACCACUAAAAUAAUGACACCCAUGCUGAAUGAUUCGUUGGGUGUUUAUACAACAUUCUGGAUUUUUUCAGGCGUUUGCCUUCUAGGGCCACUUAUUAUUGUAUAUAUUACACCAGAAACAAAGGGUGCAAAUUUAGAAGAAGUUUUAAUUUUAUUGAGUGGCAAGAAUAAACCAAAGCAGACUGAUAUUUCUCGUCAACAUUAAAUAUAAGUAUAAUACUGAUGGUAAAUAAAGACUUGACACAA
This is a messenger RNA of Belonocnema kinseyi, 1497 nucleotides long. RefSeq names its product facilitated trehalose transporter Tret1-like. The transcript has 2 exons. Gene Ontology annotation, biological process: transmembrane transport. Gene Ontology annotation, cellular component: membrane. Bases 17 to 1456 code for a protein of 479 amino acids. The record is from RefSeq and is a predicted model, not a curated record. NCBI's taxonomy places the organism in Eukaryota, Metazoa, Arthropoda, Insecta, Hymenoptera, Cynipidae. Gene Ontology annotation, molecular function: transmembrane transporter activity.